This is a messenger RNA of Apis laboriosa (Himalayan honeybee), 3146 nucleotides long. Its product is annotated as scavenger receptor class B member 1-like. Bases 934 to 2511 code for a protein of 525 amino acids. The transcript is spliced from 4 exons. Gene Ontology annotation, cellular component: membrane; cytoplasm. Gene Ontology annotation, molecular function: scavenger receptor activity. The record is from RefSeq and is a predicted model, not a curated record. Lineage: Eukaryota; Metazoa; Arthropoda; Insecta; Hymenoptera; Apidae.
ACAUAGCUUGAUGCGACACUAUGUCGUGAAUCUAACUCGUAUUUUUCGAGGGAAAAGAAUUUAAAUCGAAUCCGGGUAAAUAUCUGUCAAUCAUUCUUGAAACAAUUUUUAGGAAGGAUGUGCCUUUCUUCUCUGUGAAAACUACUACUAAGUCGGAAGAUUCGUAAAUCGGCUUGAUUCAAGAAACUUGGUUCAAUGGUAAUAUGCCGAUGUUAUCAUCAGUCGCCAUUGAGGAUUUUUUCGUCUACGGCCGAUAAAUGGUAGUAGCAUGUUUGACAUAAAUCGAUCAAGGAUCGUACGUACAAUUUCGAGUCGAAUUCAUCUGUCGAAGAUCAACUGUCACAAAUGUGAAUUGACAAAUUGAAUAAACAACUGUCAAAGAGAUAGAGGGAAUAAAUGGAGGAAAGAAUUGAACGAAUAAUCCUAAUUUUUUUUAAAAAGAAAGGGGGAAGAAGAAUGGAAUAAAUGGAGAGUGAAAUAGAAAAGAAGAAAACAAGAUGAUGCGCAAAAUGGCAAAAACAAAGGACAAAUGACGAUUGGUAGUGAUAAUAUCGAAGCGCAAAAUCAGUUUAAAGCAUAAAUAACAAUCAAAAUAGAUAUUGUUUUUUUUUUUCUAGAAAAGAGAAGCUAUGAACGGUAAGAAGAGGAUUCGAACGUACCAAGUUUGGUGGCGGAGGUCAUCACUGUCACGAUGAGGUUAUCGAUGAAUCGAGAAAAGGUGGGGAGAUUUUUGUACGUCGUUGUGAUCGUUGUGAUCGUCCCGCGGAACUCAGUAGAGCGUCGAAAACGCAUCGAAAGUGAUCGAAAGACGACGAAAGACUCGUCGAACGGGAAUUUGAAAAAUUCGAUCGAUUUGAAAAAAAAAUUUCAAGACUUUUAAUUUGAGAAAGAUAAGUCGACUGACGUUGGUAUAAUUCUUUUAAAAACGACAUUAUGGAGAAGAAAAAUAUUGCGCGGGCGAUUCAAAAGAGCUUGAACGGAGGAACGCGAAGACAGCACGUUCGUUGGCUAUAUGGAUUCACUGCAUUGAUCAGCGUCACGAUGUUCAUCCUGUUUUGGUACACAAGCGUAUUUCACGAUACGAUCCUCUCCAAUCUUGAGUUAAAGAAUGGUACUUCGUCCUUUCUGCUCUGGCAAAAGCCGCCUGUUAACCUUGAAAUCAAGAUCUAUGUUUUCAAUUACACGAACGUGCGCGAGUUCGAGAGCGGAAACGCGACUAAAUUGAAGGUAGAGGAGGUUGGACCAUUCAUCUAUCGGGAGAAUUUGAGCCGGGUGAACGUCGAAAUACACGAGAAUGGCACGAUCACGUAUCAGGAGAGGAAAAGAUACCAAUGGAUCUCUGGUAAAUCGGAGAAUGAAAAGGUGAUUGUACCUAACGUGAUGUUGAUGUCGACGCUCGCAUUUUCUCGAAAUCUUAGUUACCUGUUUCAAAUCGGAUUGACCAUGUUCCUCUCGAGAAUACGUGCAGAACCCUUUCUCGAAUUAUCGGUCGGUCAAUACCUUUGGGGUUAUGAGGACGAAUUGUAUGAAGUGGCCAAACGAUUCUCAUCGUUACGCUCGGUUUUUACUCUGGAUAAAUUUGGACUUCUCGCCUUCAAUAACGGUUCAAGUCCGGAUCGCAUUACGAUACACUCAGAAACUGAUAAUCUUGGGAUAAUCGAGCGAAUUAACGGGAUUGAAAAUCAUCAGAUUUGGGGAGAUGAAAAAUGCGAUCGAAUCUAUGGUACUGAUGGCAGUAUGUUUCCACCGCAUUGGAUCAACCAGCUGAAUAAGACGCUCUUCAUUUAUGCGAAAGAUUUUUGCAGGAAAAUGCCUUUUCAUUACGAUCAUCGUAAUUUUUCUAACGGCAUACCCACCUUGAGGUACAAAUUAUCGAGCAACGUUUUUGCGUCGACUCGCAACAAAGACUCGUGUUUUUGCCCGAAGGAGUCGCACGAUUCAACCAUCAGAACAUGUCCCCCAACCGGAACGCUCAACGUUUCUGCCUGCAACUUUGGGACACCGAUGAUCGCUUCCUUCCCUCAUUUCUACACGGGUAAUGAAUCAUUGUUCGAAAAAAUCGUCGGGCUGGAACCUCGACAAGAACGUCACGAAAGUUACAUCGAUCUUCAUCCGCGUUUAGGCAUCACGGUGAACAUGAACAUGAGACUGCAAAUGAACGUAGAGGUACGAAAAGCGGUCGGCAUUCCCUUCUCCGGAAAUCUCGAAGAUGGAUUGAUUCUGCCGUUGAUAUGGCUCGAUACCGGAAUAGGCGAAAUACCUGAGUCGCUUCGACAAAUUUUGUAUAGAAGUCACUAUUUGGUGAAUGCCAUCGAAGCUGUUCUUCAAUGGUGUAGUCUGAUCGGCGCGAUCAUCUCGUUCGGCGCUCUUUUUGCCACGAUGAAGAAAGAAAGAUCGAGACGAAGGAAAGAAUCGAAAGAAAGAACGAAAGAAUCGAUCGAGACGAAACUGGAUUCGAAACUCGAUCGACCGGUCUCAGAGCGGACUGAAACUGAACUCAAUCGAUUGUAACGGAACGAUCGUGGAUGACGAUAUUAUGCACUGCGUGUUUAACGACUUCACCGAGAAUACGGCAUCAACGACCUAAUUUAUUGUUAAUUCCUUCACUUGGCCAAUUGAUUCCUUUUCUCGAUGCUCAUCACGCUCUGAAUAACUUUGAAGAGAAAAAAAAAAAGUCGAUCACGCCACUUUAUACGCGAUCAAUCGAUCAUACGACUAUCAUUACAGACCUAUCCCCCUCUGUCGAAUGUCGUCUAUGCUCGCUUCAAUUGUAUCGCAAUAACAGUAUAGUACAAGAUAGACGCGCGCUCGCGCGUUCAUAUUCCUUCGAGAAAAACCACGUACAAAAUAAUAAGAUACAAUAACGAUGCAAAAUUAUUAAUUGCAGCCAUAUGUAUGUUAUAAGAUGUUUUUCUACGAUUUUUUUUUAUAUUUAUAUAUCUGCAUCGAUAACCUAUGUCAUAUCGACAGACAAGUUUGAAAAACAAAGAUGAACAAUUCAUUCGUUCACACGUGUACACCGGCAGCAGAUUUCCGAUACAUGGUGAAAUCAACUAGCGAAUAUUCUCGUCGUACAUAAUUUUAUUAUUAAAUUGUCACGACAUCGUUUGAAAUUGUCUCGAAUCCGAAUCCGGAUUUCAAAACUA